This is a messenger RNA of Danio aesculapii, 1583 nucleotides long. It is a transcript of the gene evlb, whose product is annotated as Enah/Vasp-like b. Gene Ontology annotation, biological process: actin polymerization or depolymerization; positive regulation of actin filament polymerization. Lineage: Eukaryota; Metazoa; Chordata; Actinopteri; Cypriniformes; Danionidae. The transcript has 9 exons. The record is from RefSeq and is a predicted model, not a curated record. Bases 1 to 777 code for a protein of 258 amino acids. Gene Ontology annotation, molecular function: profilin binding; SH3 domain binding.
AUGAGCUGUUGUCCGGUGUUGGCAGGAGGAGACACCCAACAACAGGCGCUAAGUGUUCCUCAGCCUGAUAGUCUGUGGGAGGAAGCUUUCCUUCAGUCGGCAGUAAUAUAUGCUGUCCAAUCAGGUUCCCCGUUUCAGGGUCAUCCCGCAGUUCUGUCUGUAGCUCCGCCUAGUGUGGUUCCUCCUCCUCUGUCAUUGGGCGGUCCGUGUCCUCCUCCACCUCCCCCGCCAGUGCCGCCGCUGCCCUCUGCUGGAGCUCCGCCUCCUCCCCCACCUCCUUUACCUGUGGGCGGAUACGGGGCUCAUGGCUCCGCCCAGGAUGACAGCAGUGCCCCCACCGGACUCGCUGCCAUGAUCGCCGGAGCCAAACUACGGCGUGUACAAAGGCCUGAGGAAAACUCUGCAUCCGGAGCCAAAAAUGAUGCCAACCGGACAAGUGGAGGAAGUGGAGGACUGAUGGAGGAAAUGAACGCCCUGCUGGCGCGGAGACGGAAAGCAGCAGAUGAGAAGAAGGAUGAGAGCCAAAACGAUGAUCUGAAUCGUGGACAGAACGCUGCAGAUGGUGUGAAGAAACCCUGGGACAGAGCAAACUCAGCCGAGAGAUCAUCACUGGUGUCCAGGGUUCGACCGGUGGGCAGCAUCAGCGAUUCAGACGCGUUAGACUUCGACCGGAUGAAACAGGAGAUCCUGGAGGAGGUGGUUCGGGAACUACACAAGGUGAAGGAUGAGAUCAUUGAUGCCAUUAGACAUGAACUCAGUAGAAUUAGCACGACAUAAUGUCCAUAAUCCCCCGGUCCUCCAUCUUUUCUGAGAGCCCUGCAGAUCCUGCUGUAGCCGACCACUGAAGCCGCCAGCAGCGUUACAGCCGUAUUAAAGCAAACGCUGCUCUAACAUGUCUGCAACGUUGCAGCAACCUUAGAUGUGUUCAGUGGAAUGAAGGACACUUGCACUGACCUUACUGUUUUCUGGUACGAGUUGAUCUUCGGUGGCAGUCUUUUCAAAGUCUUUUGCAGAAACUGAAGAAAACAGAAAAAACGUUGUGUCAUUUUUAGCUAUUUUCAUUUUGUCAUUGUUAUUAUUAUGCAUAUUAUUAUUAUUAUUAUUACAGUAGUUGUUGUAGUAGUAGUAGUGGUAGUAGCAGUGUUUUGAUGUAGGUAGAUUUGUAGGAAUUAAUAAUAAUAAUAAUAAUAAUGAUGAUGAUGAUAAUAAUAUCUUGCACAUCACGUCAGAAAUAGCCUUUAAUUUCUCUGAGCACAUUUCUCAUUACCUCUCUCAGUACUUUUUAAAAAAGUUUUUUUAAACCUUUUUUUUGCCAUGAAAUAUGUAUUUAAUAGGAGUUUUUUAAUCUGAGGUGAUGCGCAGGAGUUCUUCAGUUAUUUCAGUCUAAUGAACAAACAUCGGAGUAUUUGUGAUCAUGUUGUUAAUAAAAUGUUUAUUGGCUGCAAGGAUGUGGUGACGUAUUGUUCUGUUUUAAUCUUUUCUUUUUUCUGACCAAGUGCUUCCUGGUUUAAAAAUGAAUAAAAAAGAUAUACAUGGCACUGAAAAGGAACUGAAAUAAACUGUGAAGGAUGUCUUGUCUUGGA